GCAGCUGACUUCAUCUGGUAGCGUGGCCGAGCGGUCUAAGGCGCUGGUUUAAGGCACCAGUCUCUUCGGAGGCGUGGGUUCGAAUCCCACCGCUGCCAUGUGAAUUUUUUUAUACUUUCAGAUUUUUUCCUUUUUUUUUUUCAUAUCCUUUAUUUAUUCUAAUGAUUGCACUCUGGCCAUGCUAGAUCACCACCUUGUAGGGUUAUGAUACUAAAUACAACAAAGGAUAUAUACGUAUAUGUAUAUAUAAAAAGCGAAAAUGUCUGUACACGGCACCUCGAGCAAGUGUCUUAAAAAUGAUGGGGUCUAUUUACUUUUCGACCCCAGUGAUUCUUCACUGGUACUUAAUUUAUCGACCCUAAAAGGAUGAAAGGUUAAGUCGACCUCGGCGGAAUUUGAACUACGAAAUGCCACUAAGUAUUUUGUUCUGCCAGCUCACUAUUUACUUCUCUUAAUUGCCGAACCCCAUGGGAUGACACUCUAGCUAGAUUCGAACCCCAUUCUGCUUAGUAUAAAUAUUCUUUCUACAAUAGACACAAGACCUGAAAUUUUGAGGGAGGCGGGGGAAAAAGUCUAUUAGAUCGACCCCCCAGUACUCAACUGGUACUUAUUUCAUCCACCCUGAAAGGAUGAAAGGCAGAGUCUACCUCGGCAGAACUUGAACCCAGAACGUAAAGACGGUUUAGGUAUUUCAGCCAGUGCGCUAAAGAUUCUGCCAGGACGAUGUAUCUAGGGAGAGAUAACUCUAAUAUGCCUCCUUCCACGUGCUUCCUAUUGUCUUGUGUUGUUUUCCUUCAUACGACGGAGCCUUGAAUGUUUAUUCCCUCUGAAGGUCAUACAACAACAAAACCAUAUCUUCGGGAUUAAAUCGAAGACGUUUGAUCCUCAAUGGCUGUCCGUGGUAUAUUUUCACAUCUGGUGUCACCACGGGAUCGAACUUGGCUCCGUGUUCUCAAGAAAACAACAGGCUCUAACCGGUUUUACACAGAAGACGGGAGACGAGACGGUUACCAUGGCGACAAGAGUGCCGAGGAUAAAAAUGUGGAACCUAAAGCUGAUGAUUCGGCAUCACCAUCAUCGUCAUUGGUAGAACCACCGCCACUGUCAGAAACAUCGCCACCGGCAUCACAGUAUGUCUCUAGCAGGAAACAGAAGCGUCAAGAGAAGAUUGGAGAAAAAUUCAAGAAGAAAGCGAUGCUGCAGAGUGAGAAAUAUUUCCUUGAUUUUGUCAAAGACAGCAAAACAACAACAAACAAAGAGAAGACGGAGCAACAUGGCCAUAGUCCGUCAUUGGAAGGUUCGAAUAAGAUGGACAGCGCCUUGCAAGAAUUCCUGAAGACUAACCCCAAUGCGAUCUCACACAUGCCUGGUGGUGAACCAAACGUGGCCGAACAACCUGAGUUUCCAUCCGAUAACGAAGAAUACAGGAAAUGGUACCAGAGCCAGGAACGCUUUGCUGUCCGUCCGUCUAUCGACCCCGAGACCACGACCAUUCUGUUGUUUCCCGGUCAAGGUAGCCAGUUUGUAGGCAUGGGUAAAAAGCUCAUCGAUGGCCAUCAGCGGUGCAGAGAGAUGUACGAAAUAGCGAGUUCGAUACUUGGUUACGAUCUGCUUAAACUGUGUCUGGAAGGACCCCAGUCGGAACUCGACCGAACUGUUGUUUGCCAACCAGCAGUGAUGGUCACUUCGUUGGCUGCAGUCGAAUGGUUGCAGGAAGAAAACCCAAAGGUAAUUGAGAAAUGUAUAUCAACCGCUGGAUUUAGUGUUGGGGAAUUCUCUGCCCUGGUCUUUGCUGGAGUUUUAGAUUUUGAAGAUGCUGUAAAACUAAUCAAAGUCCGUGCUGAAGGCAUGCAGGCGGCUUCAGAAGAGACUCCCAGUGGGAUGAUGUCUGUAUUCUGUACACACAGAUCCAAGCUGGGCCUUGCCAUGCAGGUCGCUAAGGAAGUUUGCAAGCAGAAAUACGACCUCCACGGGCCCGUGUGCCAGAUUGCUAAUUACCUCUAUCCAGACUGCAAAGUCAUUGCUGGCCAUGAUAUGGCACUGAGCUUUAUUGAAAACAACAUGAAGGAUUUUGGAAUUCGUCGUACGAAGAGACUUCCGGUCAGUGGGGCUUUCCACACCCCUAUCAUGGAACCGUCUGUGCCAUCGUUUGCUGAAGCCCUGAAGAAUUUGGAGAUCAGAGAACCGCUAUUCCCAGUUUAUUCCAACGUCAAGGCCAAAAUGUACCUGAAUUCUCCGAAAGGGAUGAAGAAACUUUUGAGAAAACAUCUCACAUCUGCUGUCAAAUGGGAGCAGAUCUUGCAUGUCCUGUAUUCAAGGGACAAGUCGGCAGCAAAAUUCCCUCACACGUAUGAACUGGGGCCAGGCAAGCAAUUAGGGACUCUAUUGAGAAUGGUGAACUUAAAGGCUUAUGGAAAUUAUCAUAGUGUAGACGUUUGAUAAGAGUUUUCUCAUCCUUUCAGUCUUUCAUUUGUUGGACCAUGGCCAUUCUGGGGCACCACUUUGAAAGGUUUUUGGUUCGUCAUAUUGACCCCUUACUAGUUAUUUCUGUCUGGUACUUUUUCUUUUAUUUUUAUUUGUCCCUGUUUAUCAAAUGUAUAGGGUUUACUGUUUAGGCGUGAAGGAACAAAACUGGACGCACUGAUUCACAUCAGUAACCACACACACACACACAGGUUAUCAAAGAUGGUUUCAUUGUAUAUUGUAAAAAGUUUCUUAACAAGCUGCAGUGAGUUUGAGCCCCAGGAGGUCAGCCUUUGACUUCUUCUCUCCAAUGGGUUUUUAACCCAAUAUUGUUCAUUUAUUGAAAAGCUGGAGCAACAUGAAGUAUUUUGCCCUUGCUCAGGAAUACAACACCCAGUGCAGGAAUUGAAACCACAAUCUCAUGAUGAGUGUAAUUCUUGAACCGUUAGGUCACUUACAUUAAUGAUGAAAAAGCAAAAAAACCUCAAAUUUUUCAGUAGUUUAAAUGUUUUUAAUAAUUCUCAUUUAUUUUACAUGUUUAUACAAUACAAAAAUAUGUUUUAUACAUGUCUAUAUAAAUAUAUAGGAAUACACAUUGUGUGUAUAUAUA
Molecule: messenger RNA, 3073 nt
Organism: Octopus bimaculoides (California two-spot octopus)
Lineage: Eukaryota; Metazoa; Mollusca; Cephalopoda; Octopoda; Octopodidae
Product: malonyl-CoA-acyl carrier protein transacylase, mitochondrial
Molecular function (GO): transferase activity
Source: RefSeq, a predicted model, not a curated record